AUGGAGGAAGAUAAACUCACAAUAAAGGAUGAUGAUUUUGAAGUCUCAGAGGGUACUCGUGGUCCUUGCAUACGCUUUUGCACCAAGGUGAAGGAACGACUCUACCAUCCCUGGUGGAACGCAAUUAUAAUCAAACUAAUGGGUAGGACCCAUACAUAUAGCUUCUUAUUAGCUCGUCUAAGACAAAAAUGGAGUCUUUUGAAAGGUGCAAUGAGUUUGAUUGACAUGGAAAACAACUUCUAUGUUGUACGCUUUGUGCUUGAGGAAGACAUGAAGUACGUUUUUUCUAGGGGACCUUGUGUAAUUGCUGGGAAAUCUUUAGUGAUGCAGAGAUGGAAACCAAGUUUUGAUCCUAAUGAAGCAACUAUGACUCAUAUGGCUGUGUGGGUGCGUAUUACAGGUUUACAUGUUGAAUGGUUUAAUCCUGAGGCAAUUAAACGUAUUGGGGACCUUAUUGGUGUGACUUAUUGCAUUGAUACUCACACAGUUGCUCAAGCCCGUGGCAAAUAUGCUCGAAUCUGUAUUGAAUUGGAUUUGACCAAACCGUUAAGUGCUAAUGUGCAAGUUGAGAAUAAUUGGUAUGCCAUAGAAUAUGAAGGACUCCAUUUGGUCUGCUUUGGCUAUGGUAUUUAUGGCCAUAAUAGGAACCAAUGUCCAUCUGAAAUUAGAGUCCAUGAUGGUACCCUAAAGCCUAUGGAAGGAGAGUCUACAUUUGAUAAGGAACCUUUUGGGGUUGAUACUGAUAUUGAGACUUCUUCCGGCACUAAGGAUGCUUAUGCAGCUACCACUGCGGAUUCAAGUCAAUUUGGUCCUUGGAACCUAGUUAAACCUUUUAGAAAAAGAAAAAAGAAAAAAAAAGGAGCUUACACAUGCUGA
Prunus armeniaca (apricot) is the source of this 876-nucleotide messenger RNA. The record is from the annotation of a GenBank genome assembly. Lineage: Eukaryota; Viridiplantae; Streptophyta; Magnoliopsida; Rosales; Rosaceae.